Messenger RNA from Asterias rubens (European starfish), 4927 nucleotides. RefSeq names its product PDZ domain-containing protein 8-like. The transcript has 17 exons. Lineage: Eukaryota; Metazoa; Echinodermata; Asteroidea; Forcipulatida; Asteriidae. Gene Ontology annotation, cellular component: mitochondria-associated endoplasmic reticulum membrane contact site. Gene Ontology annotation, molecular function: lipid binding; protein binding. Gene Ontology annotation, biological process: mitochondrial calcium ion homeostasis. The record is from RefSeq and is a predicted model, not a curated record. Bases 565 to 3762 code for a protein of 1065 amino acids.
CUUUGGGCUUUGGCCUGAGCUCCCGUCAGUUAUCAAGAAAGCGUGUGCUUUUACUUACCUGUCGUUCCGAACAGCUGGACGACGGAGCCCAUGCCUAAAACGUGGUUUCGAAAACGGCCAUGUCUCUCACACACAAACUCGCGCAAGGAGAAAAAAUACGGAUAAAAAUACACAAGCUAGCUCCUCCUAAAAUAAGGUGGCUGACAGCGCUGUUUUCUGAACUGUGAAAAUCAAUAUGGCAGCGCCCACCAUUCACGGGAACUUAGCUGUGGAAAAGUAUAGACAAAACUAGAAUUAAGUCGAUGUUUGCACCCCUUGAUUUUUAUCAAUUUUACACCAUAUCUGAACACACUACACUGGCAUCAGCGCCAUUCAGCGGUAAUCACAGCAAGUUGUUUUGGCGUUGUUGUCGUUCUCAUGUGAUCAUGCUUCGUGGAGAAUUAUGAUACCAGUCUUUUGCCUUGCAGCAUGUUGCAACAACCAACUCUCAGCCAAUCACAAGCCAUGUACCAUAACUCCCACCAACACUAAGUGGUGUGUGUCGUGUUCAGCCAAUCGGGCACCAUGUUCUUUGUGGUGUUUGUGUCGGUGCUCUUCGGUGCUUUCUGCAUGCUACUGAUGCAGAUGUUUUUGAUGUUCCUGUACUACAAGAACCAAGAGGUCCACCCUAUUCAACAUCGCACACAGUAUGAGAAGGCCAAGAUUCCAGAGAACAUUGACAUCUCCUCCUUAUUACACAAGACGGAAUCCUGCAAUGCCCUGAAUGUCUUGAUAUCGUUCCUCUUCCGUGAACUGAAGGAUGCCUCGUUUGUCCGUCGCUGGGUUGUCAGGAAGAUGAACGUUGAGUUCGAGGAACUUCUGACCACCAAGGCAGCCGGGAAGAUUCUGGAGCAGAUAACUGUUCAAGAUUAUUGUCUUGGGACAUCUUUUCCGACAAUCAAAUCUGUGACGUUGAUGAAAUGUCUUCAAGAUGAUCCGAAAGAAGUCCCUGAGGAAAUUGAUGUUGCAGCGGAAAUAGAAUACAACGGUGGUCUGAGGGUCUCAGUUGACGUGGAUCUAGUGUUUGGAACAACUGCCUAUGUGUCGGUCACUGUCACCAAACUCAAGGGUCGUAUUCGACUUCAGUUUAGCAGAAACCCAUACACACACUGGUCAAUGUCUUUCUAUGAUGAGCCCGAAGUAGAGUUUGAAGUGGAGAGUCAUUUUGAAGGUCGUUCAGUACCGAAGCUUGGAUCUUUAAUUGUCAGUCAACUCAGGAAAACAUUGAGAAAGAAGCACACCCUUCCAAACUAUAAGAUGCGCUACCAGCCUUUCUACGUCAAGCCGGCGCCUCCUCAUAGCAGUGGAGAUGUCUACGUUCAUGAUGCCAAGAUAACAACUGGCAAGAUGGCGGUCACAGUGAUUGAGUGCAGUAGGUUAUCAGUAUCAGCAGCGCAGAAGGGACUGUCGGAAAUCUACUGCACCUUGUCAGUCAACCCAGAUCCGUGGAACCAAGAAGAUAUUGUCCGCCGCUUCCCGGGGGAAACAUUUGAGGUGGAGUUGCCCAAAGGUGGCCCUCGAGUGGGCGUCACAUUUAGGACUGGGUACCAUGAGUAUGACGUGGUCAUUGCUUCCAUCAAUCGAGAUUCGCCGGCUGGCCAAACUGAGCUCAAAAAGGGGGACCUUAUUCUUGCAGUGGAAGGAAUUCGAGUGACAUCAACUAAACAUGCCGCUAAGCUCAUCAAACAAACCAAGGACAGGUGUCUAUUAAGAGUGCAGCGUCCUGCCCAGCCCAUUGAUAUGACCCAAACAGAUAGCCACACAACCACAGACAGUGGCACACAGAAGAAUGUUGAAGUGGUGGAUGCACAGCUAGACGACAAUGACUACGAAGAUUUCAUCAAUGUGAAAAUGAUGCAGACUCUGUUGGUGAGUGCUGAUGAGGUGGACCUCUUACCACGGGCACCCACUGCUCCAGGUGGUCUUCAAGUCCCAGCGACAGAUUCUCCAGUACUCCGUCGUCGAACUGGCAGCUCUGAUCCCACUUCUGCACCUGUUCGAAGACUUUCAUCCAGUCUUGACUACUCCACCCUGAGGAAUCUCUCCACAGCUGUGGAUCGAGAAAACAGACUUCAGAGCAUCAAGAUGCUGUUUAAGGAAUCUAUGCAGGCCAAACCGGGUCCGAGGAAAAAACAGAAACAGGUCAAGAAUCCAGUGAUUUCCAGUUUGCAGGGACAGGGGGACGCAGACAAUCAAGAGGUUGACCCUGACAAGAUAAGUCUUAACAGCUUAGCAUCUUUGCCUGAUGAGACUGAUAUGGCGGGAAGUUCCAAUACAGCAUCUGUGGUGACUGGAUCCUCUGCAUCCAUUGGUGGAGGGGACCAGGCAGCAACUUCUGAACCAGCAAACUCUGAGUUUUCAGGCUAUGAUGAUUUAUAUGAAACAUCUCUAGUUCCUGCUUUUGACGAACCACUCUGGGACGAAACUUUCACUUUUGAGAUUGACGAGUACGAUCGUUAUCUCAACGUAUGUGUGUGGAAUCGCAUCCCGCUUUCCAGUGGAACUAAAGACAUCUUGAUUGGUUACACAUGCGUACCGCUGAUGGAUGUGGCCUUACAGUGCCUCAACACCAAGGCUGGGGAACAUCUACAGCUGUGUAAACUACAUCCUCCGGAACAGAGGGCUGGGGCAACUCGGUUACCUGGCCAGUCCUACUUGUACCAACACUCUGGUUUUGAGAGCCGGCUUUGCUACGGUGACGUCACCCUCUUCUUCAAUCACACACCGUCUGGGGAACAACCUCCAUCCCAGGAAGAUCUAGACACGACCGAGUCUCUACUCAAAGAGCUCCAGAGUAAACACAAGACACUGGCAGAGGAAAGAUGGAAGACACUCAAUAAGACCAAAGGCAACAAGUACACAAGGCCGGAUGAACUUAAUUUAUUUCCAGGGUUACAGCAUAGGUUUGUUGGAACUCAUUUUUCAGUACCUACAAGAUGUGAUUUCUGCUCUAAAAAGGUUUGGACCAAAUAUGCUUUCAAAUGUCAGAUUUGUCAGUUGAUUUGUCAUAAGAAAUGUUCAGAGAAGACGCAAGCUCAACUACCAUGUGACAGAACCAAAGUGUGGCGGAAACCGGACCAGUCCUCCCCGCAGAAGGAUCUGAAGAAUCUAGACCCCUCCCCUCAGACAACGCCUACAACGCAGCGGCGGGGCUUAUCCCCGCAGCCCUCCCCCAACCCCUCCCCGGUCCCGUCACCUCAUGACUCCUCCCAGUCUUCGGACGAAGAGGAAUACGAUGAUAUCAACACGGCCGUCCGAGGUCUGAACCGACUGAAGAAGGAUCUCAGAGACCUGGCUAGAGCUGAAGGCAACCGCAUCGAUGACACCGAUGCUGUAUUCAUGACAGCUGCUAGAGAGCUCGGCCGGGAGUUGCAUGUCGAUCUUCCAAUUGAUGAGAGAAAGGAGAAACUGGAAGCAAUGGUAAGUAAACUUCAGAAGGAGAUAGACGCAGAGGUCGACCGUCAGCUGCAGUUGUCCCAAGAGAUCCAAGCCGACCAGCACCGACCCCAGCAGCGCCUCAGCCAGCAGCAACUCCACCAGCGCCAACAGCAGCAGCAGCGCCAUCAGCGCAAGACCAACAGCAUGUCCCGUAGUGAAGAACGCAUGCAGAUGCUGGCUGUCCUGAUGCUGCACUACUGCGCAGGCAUACAGCACUGCAAUGAGAUGCCGUCGCCGCCGCCAGUGGAGGAGCAGAAUGGAGAGGUGAAUGACAGCUGUGGGUAAGGUGUUGUAGUUGGUGUACAUCAUGGCAGUGUGAUGGCAUAUAACCCUAUAUCAUAGAGCUGCUUAAGCACAAAAUGUAGCUACAUUGUAAGUGCAACAAAAUCUUGCUUACCAGAAUUAGAAUACUAGCCAAACUACCAUGUUACAUGUGCAGCUUAUGACUGGUAACCUGCCCACUUCUGCCUAGCAGAAAAAUUGUUAUGCAAUAUGUUCUGCUUAAGCAGCUCUAUGAAAUUGGGCCCAGGUAAUAACGUUAGAUAGUCUCUCAGGCUUUGUCAUAGACCCUCGGCACAUUUUAUAAAGUAAGGCUAAAUGUUCUCCGAUGUUUUACCAUUUUUUGUAUGGUUAUAAAAUAAGCAACAUUAAAAAUGUACUUUACUUUGGAACAUUAAUAUACAACAUACUGAGUUUAGCGUCAUGAACUCGCGAAUCUCUAUAUGCAUUGGCCGUUGUACAAAGCGCUCUGCUUGCAUGUUGUGUCCCUUGUGUUGUGUAAUGCACAUAAAAUAAACCAGUGCACUUAUCAUUAAGAAAAGGGGUUCACCCUGGUAUGGUUGGCUGCAUUAAAAUUGCUUGCACUUGAACCAAUGUGUGAGUAUACUCUGGACGAGGUGUUUGUUUUAUUAUUAUUACUAUUUAUGGUUUGUUAAAAACGGUCAGUUUAUUUGCCAAAGGCAAAAUUACAUUGAAUUCGCAAUUGAAAGAUUACGUUAAAAAAAUUGUAUUGAGAGAAGGUGGAUCAUUAAUAGUACUCAAUAAAUUAUACAACAAAAGUAAACACUUUAAGUGGAUACAAAAUAAUGUGAAAAUUAGGUUUAAAAAGCAAAAACUAAAAGUUUGCACAGUACAAGAAGAUGAUGAUUAAGUGCUGGUCACUAUGUGAGCCACAAAAUUUAUGGUAAUGUGAUGUAUACAUGUAAAUUUGAAACACAUUAUUACCUUGAAAAUGUGCAAGGCUGAAAUCAUUUGAAAAAUGAGUUGUCAAUCUUGUCAAUUGUAAAAACAAAUACUCCAUAUAUAAGAGGAUAGUGUUCAUUAUUGUUUUAAUUUUCCAUUUUUAAUACAAUUUUAGUUUUACCGUUACACUGAUAUGUAUUAGCACUGCAUACUCAGUAUAUUCCCCAGUUCUGUGAAAAAUCAUAGGCCUAUUACUCGGUAGGAUUGG